Messenger RNA from Corticium candelabrum, 3012 nucleotides. RefSeq names its product 52 kDa repressor of the inhibitor of the protein kinase-like. Bases 317 to 2839 code for a protein of 840 amino acids. NCBI's taxonomy places the organism in Eukaryota, Metazoa, Porifera, Homoscleromorpha, Homosclerophorida, Plakinidae. The transcript has a single exon. The record is from RefSeq and is a predicted model, not a curated record.
GGGCGUACGCAGAGGGGGUUCGAGGGGGUUCGGACGAACCCCCUCUAGGCGCUAGGUAAUGGCGGAAUUCGAAUUAGGCAAUGCCGCAUGAGCGCAACUACACAGCACCAUUACAUAUGGGGACAGCAGAAGACACAACGAGACUCCCGAUUUUGGAUACAUUGAAAUUAUCUGUAAAAAAUAAUAUAAAUCUAUAAAGUAGUACAGCACUUAACUUUUCGGCGCGCCUAUUACUGGAUCUACAAGGCCGAGAUGAAGUUUAUGUAACUCAUGCGCUUGCACGGUGUUGAUUACGGUUCUCCGAGGACAAGCUAAAAUGGCGCAUCAACAGAGCAUUGCAGCGUUCUUCCGUGCGGCUCAUAAAAGGCCAUCAAGCGAAGCUGGUCGACUCGAUGCGGGCGGUGAGCAACAUAAUGAUCGUGAGGACUGCCAGCCACCGAACCGACGGCCACGGCUUUGCUCUGUGUUGACUGAGGAAAGCAACAGCCACCCGACGUCAAAUCUAGACACUCAGGUCCAAGACACGGUGAGGGAGAAUGCCACGACGUGCACGGAUUUCGUUGGUCGCCCAUUUGACGUAGGUCUCACUAUCAAGAUUGGAAUGUCAGUCAAAGAAGUGUCCACAGCCGUUUCAGCGCUUUCCGGAGGUGAGAAGUACAAAUUACUCUUUAGGCAUACUUCGCCGCCUACCGUACUGCCUUCUACUCGUUCGUAUGGCUGUAACCGCAAGUUUAACACGGAUUGGCUUACUAAAUACUCGUGGCUAGUCUACAGCCCAGCCAAUGAUGCUGUGUAUUGUGCACCAUGCGCUCUGUUGUGUUCAGAGAAGACUCGUGCUGACAAAGGCCUCUUUGUAAACGUGCCUUUUCGCAACUGGGUGAAGCUGAGCGAGUCGCUGGCAGCUCAUGCAAAACACACGUAUCAUGCUCACUGCAUGGACGAAGCAGAUACAUUCAGAGCAGUUGUAGAUAACCCUGAUUCUAGACUUGAUGUUAUGGUACGCACGGUACUGCAAGAUCGCUUGACCACAAAUAAGCAUAUUUUGCAACAGAUAGUUCGUGCCAUACUGUAUUUGACGAAACAAGGAUUAGCACUGCGUGGACACCGAGAAGGGAUUUCAUCCAGCAGUAAUCCUGGAAAUUUCUUGGCAUUGCUUAAGAACCAAGCUGCUAAUGAUGCAGUCUUGAAGAAGCACCUGGAACAGCCCUUGGCACGGAAUGGUACAUACCUGUCACCAAGGUCACAGAAUGAUAUAAUGGGUAUUAUCGGUUUUGACAUUAUUCGCGCAAAAAUUGUUGAGGAAGUGAAAGAGGCCAAGUUUUAUGCUGUGUUGGCAGAUGAAAUUUCCAGUCACAAUGUGGAACACUUGGCUGUUUGCCUGAGGUUUGUAGAUGCGUCUGGUGAGAUACGAGAAGAAUUUGUUUCAUUCGUAAAAAUGGUACGAGUUCGUGCUGUUGAUAUUGAACAGGCUAUCACUGGACUUCUGACAAACCUUGGUCUUUCACUUGAGGAUCUCCGUGGACAGGGUUAUGAUGGAGCGUCAACAAUGAGUGGAGAGAAGUCAGGUGUUCAGAGAAGAAUUCUAGACAAGCAGCCAAAGGCAGUAUACACUCACUGUUCCGGUCAUUCCCUCAACCUUGUAAUAGCACAAGCCUGUGCAGAGCCAUGCGUCCGAAAUUGUAUUUCUGUCAUCAAGGCCAUCACUCUUUGGAUUAGAGCAUCACCAAAGAGGGAAGGUCUACUAAAGCAAGUAUGUGAAAGGCAACAGCAAGCUGGAGCAGCACAUGGCUCUCCUCUGCUUAAUGUUUGUAUAACCAGAUGGGUGGAGAAUAUUGAUGGGUGGCAGCGCUUCAUGCAGUGUCAUCCAUACCUAGUAGAGCUGUGCGAAGUAAUAAUUUAUGGGAGUAGACACUACGCCAUGUUUAGUGACGGAUUCUCUGCUGAUGACAAGAAGGAUGCGGUUGCGCAUUUAAAGUCCUUGGAAUCCUUCUCUUUUAUUUAUGCAAUGGUUGUUUUGCACCGUACGCUCUCGUACGUUCGAGAACCCAUUAAAAGGUUGCAGGGAGUUUCUCAAGAUCUCUACUCUGGCUUGAUGAUGAUAGAAGAUUGUCAGAAAGAGCUUCUUAGCAUACGUUUCAACGCAGAUGAACUGACUGCAUUUUCAGACAGAAUUUACAACCACAGUUGCUGCCUUGCUGCUAAGUCUGAUAUUGCUCCAGUUGUGCCCAGAACUUGCCAACGGCAGCAGCAUCGUUCUAAUUAUCAAUGCUCUGAUCCCAAGCAGUACUUUAAAGUUACAGUUCUCCUGCCCUUUUUAGAUCAUUUGCUUGCAGACUUGAAAGCCCGAUUUGCAAAGCAUGUGCAGAAAGUUGCUAGACUACAAUCACUCCUGCCGUCUUCUAUCAGUGAAACAUCAUCUUUUCAGGACAUUGAAGAGGCUGUAAUAUUCUACAGUGCUGACUUGCCGAACCCUGACAUUGUUGAUGAGGAAUUUGUUCGUUGGAAGAGAAAAUGGCUCAACAUUCCUCCGCAGUCUCGUUCCCAAUCUCUGAAAGACUGCCUGGCUCCUGGUGUCUGCACAAUGCCAAACCUGCGUGUCCUUAUGCAGCUUUUUGCAACACUGCCUCUGAGCACUUGUUCCUGUGAGCGAUCCGGUUCUGCUCUGCGACGGCUCAACACCUACCUGCGCAGCACUCAGAGUGAAGACCGUCUUGCUGCUGCAGCUCUCAUCCACGUCAACUACGCUACACCUGUUGAUAUUAACCACGUCUGCAAACUGUUUAUGCAGAAACAUCCACGUAGAAUUGAAGCACCUAGUAUGCUGUUUGAUAACUCUUGAUGUUGAGCAAGUUAUUUGCUUUCUAAUAGUUUCAUUUACCCAAGUAACAGCUAGUCUCACAGCACGUAUUGCUAAGAUUAAAGAAGGUCAUGGUGUGUUUGACUGCCAAAAAUAGAACAGUUGUAAUCAAGUUGUGAACCCCCCUUGGAUAAUUCCUGCGUACGCCCCUGAAG